Dermacentor andersoni is the source of this 1380-nucleotide messenger RNA. Its product is annotated as venom metalloproteinase antarease-like TserMP_B. NCBI's taxonomy places the organism in Eukaryota, Metazoa, Arthropoda, Arachnida, Ixodida, Ixodidae. The record is from RefSeq and is a predicted model, not a curated record. Gene Ontology annotation, biological process: membrane protein ectodomain proteolysis. Gene Ontology annotation, molecular function: metalloendopeptidase activity.
GCCCGCGACUUUGUCGAGAAUUACAGUACACGUACAACAGCUGUCGUACUCAGGCAAAGAAUGCAGCGCUGUAUGUGGUGGUUCAUCCAAACUUCUGUCUUGUAUGGCCCUAUCGCUUCAGGUAUGCCGACUCUACAUAUGGACAGCGGGGUCACGGUGUACCCUAGAGUGUUAGACACAAGGGAAGACAAUUCUACCAAGACUGCCCUUCUCGGAGACGGAUACUCGCUUUCCCUAACCAAGGCCUCUGUUUUUGCCGAGAUGGUCCAUCUGCGAGAAGUGACAGAAGAUGGGGUCACUGAGAGAUACGCUCCGGGCGCUGAAUAUGAGAGACACCUCUACCAAGAUGCCGAAAUGGAGGCGUCGCUGCUUUUGAAGCCUCAAGCGCAUGGGCAUUACCAUAUAGUCGGUCUGGUCAAUUUCACUCAUCUGAUUCACCCAAUUACAAAUGAAGAAAAAGCGCCAUCCGGAGAAAUACCCCACAAGAUAUCGAGAAUUAGGCACAGUGAGAGACGCUCUGAUAUUAUUACAGCUUCAACAAUAGAGGCUUUUCAAGAUGGCCCUACUAAGUUGAACGAAAAAAGCUUACCGAGUAGCUUUAACAUCGAGACCUACAUUAUGCAGGAUAACUCGCACACCAACAGGAUGAGAGCAGUAAAUCUGGAUCCUAUGGACACCACGACCACGCUCGUUAGCCAAACGAAUCUGCUGCUGCGAAAGCUUGAACCUCCUGGCAAGAUAGUUGUGACGGGCAUACAAAUAUCAUCUAGAGCAACCGAAAAAUACAUAGUGUGGACAGAUGAUAAUCGCCUACAAGCUGAGGCUACGGCAAGUAAACUAUUCGACUAUGCAGCCAGCAUCCCACGCAUGCAACAAUCUGACGUGGUCAUUUACAUCACUUCGCUACACAUGGUCAGCAAUAGAGAGGAUGGCUCAUACAUUGACGCCGAUGGGCACACAAUACUUGGAGGAGCUUGCUCUAAACAGAAAGUGCUCAUCAUAAGGGAGGAGCCUGGGCAGUUUUCUGCAGUGCAGGCCACAGCCCACGAAGUAGCACAUUCGCUAGGAUCUAAUCACGAUGGCUCCGGCAUAUCAAGGGGGUGUCCUGCCAAUGAGAAUUUUCUCAUGUACCCGUACGCCUUUCCACCUACUACGAAAGAGUUCUCGAAAUGCACGAAGAACGCCGUUGUAAGGUUUCUAGAGUUGGAGCUGGCCAAGUGUUUGUUUACUGACUCAAGCAGGCGCAUACAUAUAUAGUCAAUGGAAACAUAUUAGGAACUAAGACAGCGGACGAACGGAAUAUCACGAGAAACGAAGACGCAAAUCGGGAUUGUUCUCUCCGAGCAACGACAACUUCUUUAAUUAAAGCAAUAUUCCCAC